GAAACAACAGGAGGAGCCAUGGAGAGGAUCACUCACACACUCACACACACUCACACUCACACACACACACACACACACACACACGCUCAUCUUUUUAGCUCCCGUGCAGCUCAGUGGUGUUGAGUCUCAGCAGCUCCACCUCGGCGUGUUCAGCUUCUCUGUGCCUUCAGCGUUCUCCAUUCUGGACUUUUGAGAACUUUCAGAUCAGAGACAGAAAUAAACCUCAUGGCUGGCUAGGACGGAGUGUGUGCCUUAAACAAGUGCUUUAUAUUUAGCUGCUGGACUUUACACAGAGAGGAGGGAAGAGGGGAAGUGACAGAAGGGAGAGAGAGACAGAAAGAGACACAGAGAGACAGAGAGACAGAUUUUCAGCUGGAGUGUUAAGCUCUCGUGCACACGGAGACACUGGAACAGAGACACACCCCAGGGCUCAGGGAUGAGAGCUGAUCUGAUGAAGUCUCUGUGCGGCGGGGACACGAGCACACGCACCGGACCUCCACACGCACACCGUGCUCAUUAGCGGCCAGAGAACCAGUGAAAGAACCGUAUACACACACACACACACACACACACACACAUAUAUAUUAAUACACAUACACACACACACACACACACACACACUCACAGAGGAGAGAGAAACCUCUUGCAUUGUGAUGGAGGCCUCCAGCCAGGCGGCGGCUGAGGCGGGUGGAGAUCACGCAGCCUGUGUGGCGUUGACGGCGGCGGAGAGAGCGGACGUCUCGAGCCCGAGUCUGGUGUCCAAGCAGCGCAGUCUGCGCGUGGUCUACGUCCUGAAUGACGGGCUGAAGGCGGUGGCGGCGAACAGCCCUGAGUCCGGAGCGCUGCAGUGCCUACAGAGAGCGUGCGACGCAGAGAGCGCCAUCCUCACCACCGUCACGUUCGGUCGGCUGGACUUCGGCGAGACGACGGUGCUCGACACCUUCUACGACGCAGACAUUGCGGUGGUGGACAUGAGUGAUGUGUUCCGCCAGCCGUCUCUCUUUUAUCAUCUGGGAGUUCGUGAGAGCUUCGACAUGGCCAACAACGUCAUCCUGUACCACGACACCGACCCCGACACCGCACAGUCUCUGAAGGAUAUGGUGGCCCAGAAAAACACAGCGUCCAGCGGGAAUUACUACUUCAUCCCGUACGUGAUGACGCCCAGCAACGAGUACAUCUGCUGUGAGAACGUGGCCCAGCGCCGGGCGUCGGAGUACAUGCAGCCCAGCUGGGACAACCUGCUCGGCCCCCUGUGUGUCCCGCUGGUGGACCGGUUCGCCGGCCUGCUCAAAGACAUCCACGUCACGUCCUGCGCUUCGUUUAAAGACACGCUGCUGAACGACAUCAGAAAAGCUCGGGACAAGUAUCAGGGUGAGGAGCUGGCCAAGGAGCUGUCUCGCAUCAAACUGCGCAUCGACAACACAGAGGUCCUGACGCAGGACAUUGUCAUGAACCUGCUGUUCUCCUACAGAGACAUACAGGAUUAUGAUGCCAUGGUAAAACUGGUGCAGACGCUGGAGAUGUUGCCCACAUGUGACCUCGCCAAUCAGCCCAUGAUUCAGUUCCACUACGCCUUCGCUCUCAACAGGAGGAACAGUCCAGGUGACAGGGAGCAGGCUCUCCGUGUGAUGUUGCAGGUCCUGCAGUCAUGUGACCACCCUGCUCCGGACAUGUUCUGUCUGUGCGGUCGGAUCUAUAAGGACUUCUUCCUCGACUCGGAGUGUAAGGACACGAAGAGCCGCGACAACGCCAUCCAGUGGUACAGGAAGGGGUUCGAGCUCCAGCCCACGUUGUACUCGGGCAUUAACCUGGCCGUGCUGCUCAUCGUCGCCGGACAGCAGUUUGAGAGCUCCAUCGAGCUGCGGAAGAUCGGAGUCAGGUUGAACAGUCUCCUCGGCCGGAAAGGCAGUUUGGAGAAGAUGAAUAAUUACUGGGACGUCGGUCAGUUCUUCACCGUUAGCAUGCUGGCUAAUGACAUCCCUAAAGCCGUACAAGCGGCUGAGAAGCUCUUUAAACUCAAACCUCCAAUCUGGUAUUUGCGCUCAGUGGUUCAGAACCUCAAACUCAUCCAGCACUUUAAGAAGCAGAGCACCGAGCACUCGGCCCAGAGGGAGAGACUCAACUUCUGGAUGGACAUCAUCGUGGAGGCCACGCAGGGCACCACCAACAGCCUGCGCUUCCCAGUGUUGAUCCUGGAGCCCACUAAAGUAUAUCAGCCCUCGUAUGUGUCCAUCAACAGCGAGGCGGAGGAGAAGAACGUCUCCAUAUGGCACGUUUCUCCUGCAGAGACGAAAGGAAUCCAUGAGUGGAACUUUACAGCCUCGUCUAUCAAAGGAAUCAGCAUUUCCAAAUUUGACGAGCGCUGCUGCUUCCUGUAUGUCCACGACAACUCAGACGAUUUUCAGAUCUACUUCUCCACCGAGGAGCAGUGUGGCAGGUUCUGCUCCAUGGUGAAGGAGCUGAUCUCAGACGGAUCAGGAAAUGCGGUGGAGCUGGAGGGCGAGGGAGACGGGGACACGCUGGAGUACGAGUACGACUACAAUGAGAACGGGGACCGGGUGGUGCUCGGGCGGGGCACGUACGGGGUGGUGUACGCUGGCAGAGACCUGAGCAACCAGGUGCGCAUCGCCAUCAAGGAGAUCCCCGAGCGGGACAGCAGGUACUCGCAGCCGCUGCAUGAGGAGAUCGCUCUGCACAAAUACCUCAAACACAGGAACAUCGUGCAGUACCUGGGCUCCGUGUCCGAGGACGGCUACAUCAAGAUCUUUAUGGAACAGGUUCCCGGGGGCAGUUUGUCAGCGCUGCUCAGGUCAAAGUGGGGUCCUCUAAAAGAAGCCACCAUCAUUUUCUACACGCGCCAGAUCCUUGAAGGUCUGAGAUACCUGCACGAAAACCAGAUCGUCCAUCGGGAUAUUAAGGGAGAUAAUGUCCUGGUGAACACCUACAGCGGCGUUUUAAAGAUCUCUGACUUCGGCACCUCGAAGCGUCUGGCUGGGGUGAACCCCUGCACUGAGACCUUUACUGGGACUCUACAGUACAUGGCUCCUGAGAUUAUCGAUAAAGGUCCUCGGGGUUACGGAGCGCCUGCUGAUAUCUGGUCUCUCGGCUGCACCAUUAUCGAGAUGGCCACCGGGAAGCCCCCGUUCCACGAGCUGGGUGAGCCGCAGGCGGCCAUGUUUAAGGUCGGAAUGUUUAAAAUCCAUCCCGAGAUUCCCGAGUCUCUUUCUCCCGAGGCCAAGUCCUUCAUCCUGCGCUGCUUCGAGCCCGAUCCCAGCAAGAGAGCGACGGCUGGCGAUCUGCUCAAGGACCAGUUCUUACGUCACAACAUCAAGGGCAAGAAGAACAAGAUCGCCUUCAAACCCUCAGAUUAUAUCCGCAGUGUGUCGAUGCCCGUCCAGUUGCAGGCCGAAGCCUGCACCGGGAGCAGCAGCAGUGAGCCGGGCUCUGUGUCUCCGGACUGCGACUCCAAACACGACGUCUUCUUCAAAAAGAACCAACGCUCAGGCUCGGAGAACCUCAUCAAACCCGUCACCUCCAGCUUCCUCAGCGUUCCUGAUGAAAGCCCCACGUCAGAGGACCGAAGCUCCCCGGCCUCGUCUGAGAACAGCGACUCGGGACUCUUCCUGCUGAAGAAAGACAGCGAGAGACGAGCGAUCCUCUACAAAGUUCUGAACGAGGACCAGGACAAGGUCACGUCCAACCUGCUGGAGAACCACAUGCAGGGCAGCACGGAGGAGCUGAAGCUGUCUGUAGAUCACAUCAAGCAGAUCAUCUGUAUCCUGCGUGACUUCAUCCGUUCUCCAGAGCGCCGCGUCAUGGCCUCCACCAUCUCCAAGCUCAAACUGGACCUGGACUUUGACAGCACCUCCAUCAACCAGAUCCAGCUGGUUCUGUUUGGCUUCCAGGACUCGGUGAACAAAGUUCUGAGGAACCACCACAUCAAACCCCACUGGAUGUUUGCGAUGGACAACAUCAUCAGACGAGCCGUCCAGGCCGCGGUCACGAUACUGAUCCCAGAGCUGCAGACUCACUUUGGGCCGGCGUCCGAGAGCGAAGGAGCCGAGAAAGACGCCGACGAUGUGGACGUGGAGGAGGACGGCGACUUCGGUGCCGCGGAGAACGCCGCUCCGGAGGACGCAGGCCUCACCUCGGGGGUCAGCACUCUGAGCUCGGUCAUUUCCCAUGAUUCCCAGCGACCUCAGCAUCCCCUCGGAGCGCAGCUGACCCGCCUCAAACAGGAGACCAGCAGGCUCCUGGAGGAACUGGUGCAGAAGGAGAAAGAGUACCAGCAGGUCCUGAGGCAGACUCUCCAGCAGAGGGCGCACGACCUGGAGCUGUUCAAAAUGAAAAGCCAGCCUGCAGCUAUGAAUAACGGUGUGCUCUCACUGGACACUCCUUCUCCGUCCAUCUUCCACAUGGCGGCAGAGCUGGAGGCAGAUAAGGAACUGAUGGAGUGGCUGAAGCAGCAGGGUGCGGACCCAGAGACCAUCGACAAGUUUGUAUCGGAGGAUUACACGCUCAGCGAUGUUCUCAACGACGUCACCAAAGAUGACCUUCAGUACAUGAGGCUGAGAGGUGGUGUGUUAUGCCGUAUCUGGAGAGCCAUCCAAAGGCACCGAACCCGAGAGCAGAAGAGAAUACAGAGCGAUGAUGAGACCUCUUAGGGAUGAGCAGAACCUCUGCUGUCCAUCUGAAGAACUUCUGAAUUGACCUCACACACACACAAACGCACAAUCCUUGCACAUCCAAAAAUCCCGACAUUGUUUUUCCGCGUCACUCCACUGCUUCCUUCGUUCCUUUUCCGCCUCGGAUUUGCAUGCGAGGCCUUUCCCUGCGCUCAGCCUGAACUUUCCCAUGACGCCCAUGAUGUUCCUCUGACCUUCUCUGGGGAAAAUCCACUGCACUCUCCUAGACGGGUCUGUGUUUGCAUUAUCGUUGGUGUUCUUGUCCUGUCUUGUUGUUGUUGUUGUUGCACUUUGUUACUUUGUAUAUCUUUUCUUUCGAUUAGUUUGAUGCAUUAAUGAAAAUCCUACGAUGUGAUUGGCUGUCACGUUCCGUGCAUUCCUCAUGCUCAUGCUCUGAAACCACGGGGAACAUGAAGAUGCUUUUUUUGUGUUUUGAUUCACAAGUCUGAACAAGUGGUCAAAAAAAAAAAAACAGAUUCCUGAGCAUCUUAUUUCUUCUUCCUGUUGGACUGAUGAUGGAUGAUCUUAAAUCUUCUGUACUUCGCUAAAUGUUUUAUUUAUUUCACACUAAAUAACGUAACACUGAGUGUUUGUGAAUAGUUCAGAAUAGUGAAACACAAGUGAAUAAAUCUAGCAGAAAAAUUUAUAUUUAAAAGGACAUUGUCAUAGAGGUUCAUGGCACUCAGGUCGUUUAAAGUUCUUCACCUGGAAUAUUUUCAGAUUUGUACAGUACAAAAGUUUGCACACCCUUAGGACAAAAUGCAUAAUAUGUAAAAAAAAAAAAAAGGUCAUUUGUUUUAAAAAAGAAUUGUUCCAUAUCAUUUCACAAUUUAAUAGAUUUACUUAAUUUGUAGAUAAAAUCAAACAUUUAUUCAUCAGCAUUAGGGGGCACAAACUUUUGCAUGCAAUUGUAGUUUUUCACUUGACUGAUCAGGCCUGGUCAGAUUGCAACCUUCAAGAUUCGGAAGCUUACAUUGUUGACACACCCAAAUUUAAUACUUAUUCAUUUCAUUUUGCUGAAUUUUAAAUGAAUUAUGGAUAUUAGAUUUUUUUUUUCCAUUUCAAAAACCUUUAGGGAGUAAAAACAUUUUCAUUUGAUUGAAUGUUUUAUUUUAAAAUAACUAGGACAUAAAAACAGCAGUUGGCUGCGAGUUGUUGAUGUGGUUAAGUCACACUGAAAAAACACAAACUGUUUCUAAAUAAAAUUAAGCGUUAUUUUUAUAUUUAGGCGCCUUUUCUGUAAUUAGAAACUUUUACAGGUCAGUAUUAAUAAAUCAGCUUCUGGUUGUGGUUCAAGAGCAAAAAUACAUAAAAUUAAUUCAAA
This is a messenger RNA of Clarias gariepinus (North African catfish), 6009 nucleotides long. RefSeq names its product mitogen-activated protein kinase kinase kinase 15 (gene map3k15). The transcript has 31 exons. Gene Ontology annotation, molecular function: ATP binding; MAP kinase kinase kinase activity. Gene Ontology annotation, biological process: protein phosphorylation; cellular response to stress; MAPK cascade. The record is from RefSeq and is a predicted model, not a curated record. NCBI's taxonomy places the organism in Eukaryota, Metazoa, Chordata, Actinopteri, Siluriformes, Clariidae. Bases 654 to 4664 code for a protein of 1336 amino acids.